UUCUCCGCCUGCUGCAAAGUGACGUUUCACUUGCAAAGGCCAGAUGAAGGAGUCCGUGCAGCUUUGGGGCGAUGGCUUUCUGUGCUUACUGGAAGGAAGUCAUUAAACGUUGUCAUUAGAUUUAUGACUAAUGAUAACGAGAAGCUCUUUCCCUGGAGCUUUGGUAGCAGACAGACCGUGGCUCGGUCACAAGAGCAUUUCAGAAGAUAAUCUAGGUUAGCAAUGGCUUGUCGUGGCUCUCCCGCCCUCUUGCAGUUAAUUGUCUUCCUCUUAGCCUUACUCAACAUUGCGUUUCCUUGGUGGCAGUGAUGACACCCGUUGUUUCUUCACUCCCAAUGACUACACAGGUGCCUCUUGUGGGGUCCUUCCGGUUUGUGGAAGUUGGCAGCGUGGCAAGGAGCCUCAAACUUCAGGCUGGCAGAGGGUUCGUUCGCAAGUACCCAAGACUCACCAAUUGAUGAACUCCCUCCAUCAACUUGGAUUCAGUGGAGAAUAUCCUUCCUCUAGACUCUGGAUAAGAAAAACAGAGCAACAACAGUCUUUGUUAAAAGAAUAACAUGAUUGCUGCAACCAUGUCCCAAAAGGGUGAAAGUAAGAACUUCUCAUUGCUUCACGUUGCGAAGGAAGAUUGCCACGUGGAUUCCGAGUUCAGAUAUACCCUGUUCACUGUCUACUAUAGCAUCAUUUUUAUUCUGGGCUUUAUAGCCAACAGCUAUGUCCUGUGGCUUUUCACACGGGUUUAUGCUACGAAGAAACUAAACGAAAUAAAGAUAUUCAUGGUCAGCUUGACGACAGCCGACCUGCUCUUCCUGAUCACGUUGCCAAUGUGGAUCGUAUAUUACCACUACAGAGGAGACUGGAUCAUGCCCAGCUUUUUGUGUAACUUGGCUGGUUACUUAUUCUUUGUGAACACCUAUUGCUCAGUUGCCUUCCUGGGGGUCAUAACGUACAAUCGGUACCAAGCAGUUACGAAGCCCAUUUCGGCAGCUCAGUCUACCACGCGCAGAAGGGGCAUCUAUGUCACAAUAGCUAUCUGGGUCCUGAUCGCGGGCCCUUCUUCAUACUUCCUGUUUGGCAGCGGCACUACCCAAGAGGGGCAUGUGACACGCUGUUUUGAGCGCUAUGACCCAGAAAGCAGUAACAUCCCUGUCCUUGCCUCCCACAUCGUCAUUUGCAUUUGUUUCUUUAUUACCUUCCUGAUUGUCGUGGUAUGCAAUGCGUCCAUUAUCCGAACACUGCUGUCCCAAAAACCUCAAGCUCGGAAGAGCGCCCACAUCAGGCAAAGGGCGCUCUAUUUGGUGUGCACUGUCAUGAUUGUGUUUGUGGUAUGUUUCGUGCCUCACCACAUUGUGGACCUUCCCUGGACCUUGAUGGUUCUGGGCAAAUGGGAUAUAAGCUGUAGGAGCAAAAGGUGGUGGGAUCACAUCCAUCAGGUGACCUUGUUCCUCCUGGGUGCCAACUGCGUUCUGGAUCCUGUCAUUUACUGCUUCCUCACCAAAAAGUUCAGAAAACACCUUUCUGAGAAUUUGAAAAGCAUAAAGGACAGUCGAAAGUGUUCCAGGCAAACAACAGAGACCACUGUGGAAGGGAUGGUGCCGAUGGAAGAGAGCAUCCGUGCCUCCAUCAAACCUUAAAAGUAUUCUGUUCUGCUUAUGCAGCAGCAAAUACAGGCUGGUGACUGGCACAGACUCUCUGCAUUUCAUCAAGAGCCUGGCAGAUGCACACAGCUUUCCAGCUCUUCCCUAGAUGCAACGGCAGGAACUGAAAUGCACUUAGGAGAGCUAGAACACUGUGACUCAGGAAGAACAUGGACUAUCUAAGUUGUCUUUUGUUGUUGUAACAAAAGGGAAAUGCUUGGAAUCACUUAUGAUGUCUUUUAAAAAGAUGGGCAUUGCAUUCGUUUUCUGGUUCAGAUCCAGAUUGUAGUGACAUUUAGUUCCAUAAUUUCAUCCUGAAGCUAGCUCAGAACUCUCUGGAGAGGGUUGGGCAUCAGGAAUGGGCACCCCUGGGCACCUGCUGAGAUUUGUCUCUCAUCUCAAAGCCCACUGCCAACCCUUAGAGCCUCCUGGCUUUCUACUUAUUCCCCCAGAGUGAUAGAGCUAUCUCAGCUGUGAUAGGAACAAGGAAAAUGAACAGCAGAUUGGGCCUACAGCAGUGAAAAGCUGGUCAAUAAGGGCAAAUGGGGCACAACCCCACAAAUUUGAGCCUGCUCCCACCUGCCUGCUUUCUUUUUUUACACCUGGCCAGGGAUGGUUCUGGCUCCUACUGCUGGUUCCCCUGACUUUCACUCAGUGGGCACCAGCCACCUGACCCAGAGAAAGAUAAUUGACUGGCAACAGUGACAGUGGCAUAGAGAAGGUGGCCCUGUCAGGGAGGAGGCUCCACUGAAGGCAUCUAACCUAAAACAUGCACACUUCCCCCAAUUGCUCUUGAAUUAAUACCAUUUGGGCUCCAAACUAUUGCAACACUUAGUGGCCAUAGAACAGGGGUGGGGAGCCUGUAGCACUCCAGACUUUGCUAGAUUACAUCUUCCAUCAUCCCUGAUCACUAGUCAUGUUGACUGGUAGUUGAGUCCAGCAACAACUGGAGGGCCAUGUUCUCCAUCUCUACCAUAGGCUGUCAUCCAGAAAUCAUCAUAAUCUGAGAGCAGAGAUUUUGCAUAAAUUUACCUACGGGUCUCAGGUGUGCAUUCAACGUACACAGGGUAGAAAUUUCAGGAACUGAGGGGAGGAAAGGAAUGGGUUCAGGAAUGGACCAUAGCUCAGGGGCUGAGAACAUGCUUUUGCUACAACCAGGUCAUUGCCUGAUUAACGUUCUAUGGCCUUGUAAAUGUUUUUGUGGGAAGGGGGGAUGUUAUCGGUUUG
Messenger RNA from Lacerta agilis (Sand lizard), 2864 nucleotides. It is a transcript of the gene PTAFR, whose product is annotated as platelet activating factor receptor. The record is from RefSeq and is a predicted model, not a curated record. Bases 558 to 1634 code for a protein of 358 amino acids. Gene Ontology annotation, cellular component: membrane. Gene Ontology annotation, molecular function: G protein-coupled purinergic nucleotide receptor activity; platelet activating factor receptor activity. The transcript is spliced from 2 exons. NCBI's taxonomy places the organism in Eukaryota, Metazoa, Chordata, Lepidosauria, Squamata, Lacertidae. Gene Ontology annotation, biological process: chemotaxis; G protein-coupled receptor signaling pathway.